Zygosaccharomyces rouxii is the source of this 1188-nucleotide messenger RNA. It is a transcript of the gene CPA1, whose product is annotated as carbamoyl-phosphate synthase (glutamine-hydrolyzing) CPA1. NCBI's taxonomy places the organism in Eukaryota, Fungi, Ascomycota, Saccharomycetes, Saccharomycetales, Saccharomycetaceae. The record is from RefSeq and is a predicted model, not a curated record. Gene Ontology annotation, biological process: 'de novo' pyrimidine nucleobase biosynthetic process; L-glutamine metabolic process; L-arginine biosynthetic process. Gene Ontology annotation, cellular component: carbamoyl-phosphate synthase complex; cytoplasm. Gene Ontology annotation, molecular function: carbamoyl-phosphate synthase (glutamine-hydrolyzing) activity. The transcript has a single exon. The coding region runs from base 1 to 1188 and encodes 395 amino acids.
AUGUCUGAAGCUACUUUCUCAAUUAGAAACGGUCCUACUUUUAAAGGUACUUCUUUCGGUGCUGAAAAAGCAGUGGCUGGUGAAGCUGUCUUUACCACAUCGUUGGUCGGUUAUCCAGAAUCCAUGUCGGAUCCUUCCUACACUGGUCAGAUUUUGGUCUUUACGCAGCCAUUGAUUGGUAACUACGGUGUCCCAUCUACCGAAGCUCGUGAUCAAUUUAACUUAUUAAGAUUCUUCGAAUCCCCACAUCCUCAUGUGGUUGGUAUCAUUGUUGCUGAAUAUGCUUAUGAACAUUCUCACUGGACCGCUGUGGAAUCGUUGGGUUCUUGGUGUAAAAGGGAAGGUGUUGCAGCUGUUACCGGUGUUGAUACCCGUGAAGUGGUCCAAUACUUGAGAGAGCAAGGAUCCUCUUUGGGCCGUAUUACCGUCCAAGGCCAUAAUGAUGCUGAAUGGGUUGACCCAAUGGGAGUUAAUUUAGUUGCUAAGGUUACCACUAAGCAACCAUACCAUGUUAGAUCCAUUGAACCAAGAUGCAAUGUUGCUUUGAUCGAUUGCGGUGUUAAGGAAAAUAUCGUUAGAUGUCUUGUUGCUAGAGGUGCUAACGUUACGGUUUUCCCUUACGAUUACAAGAUCCAGAAUGUCGCACAGCAAUUUGACGGUGUUUUCAUUUCUAACGGACCUGGUGACCCAAGUUUCUGUUCAUCUACCAUCUCUAAUUUGAAAGAACUGUUGCAGGAUGAAAAAUUACAUGAUUUACCAAUCUUUGGUAUUUGUUUGGGUCACCAGCUAUUGGCAUUGGCAUCCGGUGCUAAUACUCACAAAUUGAAAUACGGUAACAGAGCUCAUAACAUCCCUGCGAUGGAUCUAACUACUGGUCAAUGUCACAUUACUUCUCAAAACCACGGUUAUGCAGUUGAUGCUGCUACUUUGUCAAAGGAUUGGGAACCUUACUUCAUUAACUUGAAUGAUCAAUCUAACGAAGGUAUGAUCCAUACAAAGAGACCAGUAUUCUCUACACAAUUCCAUCCAGAGGCUAAAGGUGGCCCAACUGACAGUGCAGUUCUUUUUGACAAGUACUUCAACAACAUUGAACAGUACCUUGCCAAGAAAGAAGCUAAUGCAAAGCUUAACGCUACCACCCCCAUUGCCUUAAAGGUUGAGGAGUUACCUACUCAAAGAGUGCUAUAA